Molecule: messenger RNA, 1996 nt
Organism: Stylophora pistillata
Lineage: Eukaryota; Metazoa; Cnidaria; Anthozoa; Scleractinia; Pocilloporidae
Product: neogenin
Molecular function (GO): protein binding
Source: RefSeq, a predicted model, not a curated record
AUGAAGGCCAUUGGUUUGGCUGACGGUGGUAAAAUUCCAGACAGCAGCUUCACAGCCACCUCAAUAUUUAAUGAUAGAUAUCGAGCUCAAUAUGGUCGACUGAAUAAGAAUAAGGCAAGGGCACCCAAGGAUAAUAACAAUACUGACGACUUCGUACAAAUUGACCUCCUGUAUGAGUAUAUCGUCUGUGCUGUGGCUACUCUGGGAAAUCCAACAAUGAAUACACCAGAAUGGACAACACAUUACAGGAUACAUUUAUCUCUUAAUGAUACCACUUUUGACACCUACAAAGAAAGCAAUAAUGACAAGCUACAGGUUUUUCCUGGAAAUAAAAACAAAGACAUAACCGUAAAACACGGUCUUAAUAGCUUUGCAAGUGCAAAGUACAUCCGCUUUGUGCCAACACAAUAUCAUGUCUGGAAAAUUCUUAGAGUAGAGGUCUAUGGAAUACUUUUAACUAAAGUUCCAUCACAACAUCCUGCUUCCUUCAACUUGACUGCAAGCUCCUCUACCAGCAUUACAGCUUAUUGGCAGUUACCACCAGUAUUUGCUAGACACGGAAAGAUUGAUGGAUUUAAACUCUUUUACAGAGAGAAGUGCUCUGCAGGGUCUUUUACCUUCUUGAAUAUUACCAAUGGAUCAACAUUAAGGAGACUGGUGACUGGACUUGAUAAGUACACAGAAUAUGAAUUUCAAGUGUUGGCCUACACAUCUGGUGGUGAUGGACCAAAAAGUUCUGUUGAGGUGGAAAGAACAAUGGAAAAUGACCCUGAGGCUUCUGUUACCUGGACCAAAGAUGGUCUUACCAGUAUACCUCGCGCUCAGUUGGAGAACAACGGCAAAGUACUUAUUAUAAAAGAUGUUGUUGCUGGUGACAGUGGCGUUUAUGAAUGUAAAGCAGUGAAUAUGUUUGGGGAGAGCCGUACAGCUACGAUAGUCAUUAUCGCUGUGCCACCCAAAAUUAUCGAAGAGCUUUCCCCUUCUUCAGUGAUGUGUAAAAAGCAAACUCCAUGUUUACUCUCAUGUCAAGCAACUAGUUAUAUUCCGUUGAACUUCUCGUGGACGAAAGAUGGUCAGGUUCCAAUGGGUGAUAACAUGAAGUUAUUUAGUAACAGUAUCAUUGUCACGCCACGGGAUGGACGAGAUUAUGGGGAUUAUGUGUGCCACGCUACAAACAGCUUUGGGUCAACAGAAUAUAAAAUCACCCUGCUUGCUCCUACGGAUAAUCAAAUUGAUGACGAUACACAAAGCAUCUUCUUUGCUAGUGUGAUCGCACUGUCUUGUAUUGUGGUCGUGUUGCUCAUUAUAAUUUGUGGGUUGAUAUGGCAGUACAGACGAGCUGUUCAUUAUAAAAGGAUACAAAGGAAACAAAGAGUUGACUUUGAUGGCGUCAAGUCUUCACAUGAUCAACAGUCAAGUGACGAACAUGCUUCAGAUCCAAACACAUAUAUGGAACUCAAACCCUGGCCUUCGACUCAGGAGUCUGAAGUUCCUACUGAGUAUCAGUCGUUACAGGAAAAACCUGAGAAACAGGGAUAUUACAAUGUGGUGCUUCAGAAGGAAAGUGGCGGGAAACGAAAUGAAGAAGUAUAUGAGGAAAUAUGAUAAUCCCAAAAUUGAUUUUGUAUCUGUUUAUUUCAGAUUAUCUAUUCUGUUUUUCGGCUGCUCUUCGUGUGUCACUUUUGUGUUCUCAUUGCAUUUUGACGCCAACAGACGAACGGCAACAUGGAGUCUAAUUGUUUAUUAGAAAUGGUACUUUGGUUCGUAACACACCUUUUUGUUCUUGUCCCUUUGAAAGAAGCAAUGAAAAAUUUGGCAAUUAAGUGCCAUGCGUUUGGAGUGCCUUCCUCCUUAUCAUCGUCAUGAUCACUAUUAGUAUCAUGGUGGCAGAUGGGAAGGGGUUAUCCAAAAUCAAAGUAAAGAAAUUAUAUGAUGUAAACUGAUCUCAAUAACAUCCUCGAUAAAUCCUGGCAGGGAAUGCAGUCUGUUUCUUCUG